Messenger RNA from Amaranthus tricolor (Joseph's coat), 2208 nucleotides. Its product is annotated as serine/threonine-protein kinase D6PKL1. The transcript has 2 exons. Lineage: Eukaryota; Viridiplantae; Streptophyta; Magnoliopsida; Caryophyllales; Amaranthaceae. Gene Ontology annotation, cellular component: nucleus; plasma membrane; cytoplasm. Bases 317 to 1879 code for a protein of 520 amino acids. Gene Ontology annotation, biological process: protein phosphorylation. Gene Ontology annotation, molecular function: ATP binding; protein serine/threonine kinase activity. The record is from RefSeq and is a predicted model, not a curated record.
UUGGCUUUCCCAUGCUAUUAACUAUCCCUCUCCCACCCAAAUAUACUCCUAAUUACUCCUACUAACAACACUUCACUAACCCAUUUCAAAUUUGAAUGCCGUUUUUUUUCUUUCCCUCUCUCUCUCUCUCUCUCACACACACUUUCUCUCUCCUCCAUUUUCUCCCGCUUUGACCGCCUCGACGACGACGUCCCCUACUAUUGACCCAUAUUCAAUUCCCAUAACUUGCACACCCCUAAAAGAUAACUACAACUAAAUCAUUUUUAUUUCCUUCAUUGACCCAUAAUUACUUCAUCAAACACUCUCUAAAAAUAUCAUGAAUAAGCUCCGGAAACAAUGUUCUGAUCUUGAAACCGAUCAAUCUAGCAACACUAGUCUCCAAGAUCUAAGCUUUAAAACUAGUCUUAAUGUGAGUGCAAGUCCAUCUAGUAGUACUACUGCUUCUGGGUCUGAUUUUGGUGGGUUUACAAAAACAAAUAUUGGGUCAUUACUCGAAAAUGAAGAGAUUGAGAAAAUAGCUGAUUUGAGUUUGAGUUCAGUGAGUAGUAAUAACGAUGAUUCAGGUGGUAGUUUUAGGAGUAGUUGUCUUAGUAAGCCUCAUAAAGGGAAUGAUAUCAGAUGGGAAGCAAUAAAGUACGUAAAAGGAGAAGAUGGUGAAUUGGGUUUAUCUCAUUUUAGGUUAUUGAAGAAGUUGGGUUUUGGAGAUAUUGGAAGUGUUUAUUUGGCUGAACUUAGAGGAAUGGGUUGUUUGUUUGCUAUGAAAGUUAUGGAUAAAGGGAUGUUAGAAAGUAGAAAGAAGUUGUUGAGAGCUCAGACUGAGAGAGAGAUUUUGGGUUUGUUGGAUCAUCCUUUUCUUCCUACUCUUUACUCACAUUUUGAAACUAACAAGUUUGCUUGCUUGUUAAUGGAGUUUUGUAAUGGUGGAGAUCUUCAUAUUCUUCGUCAACGUCAACCUAAUAAGCACUUUUCUGAGCAGGCUGCAAGGUUUUAUGCAUCUGAAGUGCUUCUUGCUCUUGAAUACCUACACAUGAUGGGUGUAGUCUAUAGGGACUUAAAACCCGAAAAUGUAUUGGUUAGGGAAGACGGACAUAUCAUGCUCUCAGAUUUUGACCUGUCUUUAAGGUGCUGUGUAAAUCCGACUCUUGUGAAGGCAAACAAUAAGCCAAACUGUACAAACAGUUCAUACUGCAUUGAACCAAGAUGCAUUGAUCCAGCGUGCAAACUACCUGUAUGCGUGGAACCCUCCUGCUUACAACCUACUUGUUUCAAGCCCACCCUUUUCAACUCAAAGUCUACAAAGAGUAAAAGCAAAAGGCUGACCAUCACAAGCCCGGAUUCACUCCCAAUGCUGAUAGCAGAACCUACUAAUGCACGUUCAAUGUCAUUCGUUGGGACACAUGAAUACUUAUCUCCUGAAAUAAUAAGAGGAGAUGGACAUGGAAGUGCUGUGGAUUGGUGGACAUUUGGUAUUUUCUUGUAUGAAUUACUCCAUGGAAAAACACCAUUUAAAGGUAAUGGAAACAGAGAAACAUUAUUCAAUGUAGUUGGUCAGCCAUUAAAGUUUCCUGAAGGUUCACCAGCUAGUUUUGCAGCUAAAGAUUUGAUAAGAGGUUUGUUGGUUAAAGAUCCCCAAAAGAGAUUUGGUUACAAAAGAGGUGCAACUGAGAUCAAACAACACCCGUUUUUUGAGAGUGUAAAUUGGGCUCUUAUUCGAAGUAGUAUUCCACCAGAAAUACCAAAACCAAUAGACUUAACAGUGUUAAAUCAGAAUGACAGUCACACAUGUAAGGCAUCACAGCAAGUUCCUAAUGAUAAACAAACAGCAGCUUCAGAUUCAGAUAGGUCUUCUGGUCCUUACUUGGAUUUUGAAUUCUUUUAAUUUUGUCAGUGUUAGUGUAUGUUUAACUUAAAUUAGGAUAGUCUUUGAUUAGUUAGGAAUUAGGAUAGGGAGUAUAAUUAAAUGCCAUUUGUGUAUCCAUUGUUGAUUUUUGUUUUUUGUUUAAUGAAUGAAAUGAGAUGGGAUGUUUUCUGGAAAUCAUGUGCUAAAAAAAGAAACCUGAGUGUCAUUCCUUUCAGCUACUGUGGAUAGUAGUAGUACUUCUUCCGUUCCAUAAUACUUGUUACUGAGUUUUCAUAAUACUUGUUACCGAGAUGUUGUGUGGAGCAAGUAGUACGUAUCAAAGGAAAAGAGCACAGAGAAAGAUGCUU